This is a messenger RNA of Erythranthe guttata (spotted monkey flower), 1554 nucleotides long. Its product is annotated as HCP-like superfamily protein with MYND-type zinc finger. NCBI's taxonomy places the organism in Eukaryota, Viridiplantae, Streptophyta, Magnoliopsida, Lamiales, Phrymaceae. Gene Ontology annotation, molecular function: protein binding. The record is from RefSeq and is a predicted model, not a curated record.
UAUCUCAUUUCUCAUUAUCGAAAGAAGAAUCACACACACACAACACAACAAAUACUAGAGAGAACAUUUAUUAUAUAUAUCAUGAGAACGAGGAGAGGAUUGUGUUAUCCUAGAGUGAUGAAUAUGUGCGUGGAGAAUAACAACAGAGUGGUGAAGAGAAGGAAAGUGGAGCCCGCCGGCUGCCGGAAAAAGUUUAAAACGUCGCCGGAGAUACCCGGCGGAUGUGAUUUCUUUGACGCUUUACCUGAUGAUCUCGUUCUCUGUAUUCUCCGCAAACUCAGCUUCACCGCAUCCUCCCCUGCUGAUUUCAUCAGUGUUCUCAUAACAUGUAAAAGGCUAAACGGAUUAGGAGUGAAUUCAUUAGUAUUAUCGAGAGCCUCUCAGAAAAUGUUGGCAGUCAAAGCAAAAAAUUGGUCAGAGUGUGCUCAUCGAUUCCUUAAACUCUGCGCCGAUUCCGGAAAUGUCGAAGCCUGUUACACCCUAGGCAUGAUUCGAUUCUACUGUUUGCAAAAUCGAGGAAGCGGCGCAUCCUUAAUGGCCAAGGCCGCGAUUAGCUCACACGCGUCAGCCCUCUACUCACUCGCCGUCAUUCAGUUCAACGGCAGCGGCGGCUCCAAGAACGACAAGGACCUCCGUGCCGGAGUUGCUCUCUGCGCACGCGCCGCCUUUCUCGGCCACGUCGACGCGCUUCGGGAGCUCGGCCACUGCCUUCAGGACGGCUACGGCGUCAAGCAAAACAUCGCCGAGGGGCGCCGAUUCCUAGUCCAAGCCAACGCGCGUGAGUUAGCCAUUGUUCUAGCCGCGAAUCCUUCUGCUGUUGUGCCCAGGUCGUGGCUCACGUGCAACCCGCACCGCCAGCCAGGUGGCACCGGCUGCCCGCUGUUGAGCGAUUUCGGCUGUAAUGUGCCGGCGCCGGAGGCUCACCCAGCGAACCGAUUUUUAUCUGAUUGGUUUUCGGGUCGGACCGAGGGUGUCACGGGCACGGAUCUAAGGUUAUGUUCUCAUUCGGGUUGCGGGCGGCCGGAGACAAGGAGGCACGAGUUUCGUCGGUGCUCUGUGUGCGGAGCAGUGAAUUAUUGCUCGCGUGCUUGUCAGGCGCUGGACUGGAAGCUCCGGCACAAGGCGGAGUGCGCUCCGGUGGAGAGGUGGGCGGAUGAGGAUGUUGAAAAUGAGGGCAACAACGGUGAUGACAUGCAGCAUGACGGCGAUGAAGAUGUCAACGGCGACGAAAUCAUGGAGGAAAGUUAACGGCGAGAUUGUGGACUGUGAAUGUGACGGUAACGGCACGGGAGUCGAUAAAGAAAGUGUUGGGGUGAAAAUGAAGAAAAGUGGAAGAUUUGAGGCCAAAUUUUGUUGGGGGAAAAAAUUGAGUUAAAUCUUUUUUAGUUAUGGUCAGUUUUUGUAUAGGGAAACAACACAACACAACACAACACAACAUGCGCCAUUUAAUUUUUAAGUUUUAGUAACUUUUUUAUUUCUUUGUGUCUUUGAUGUAUCAGCAGUAUCGUCUUCGGCUAUAAGUUCAUCAAGAAUAUGAUAAUUAUAUUAUUACAA